AUGACAGCAUAUAUUGGUCUACUGUGUCUUCUACAUUUACUGAUCACCCUUGUACUGUCCAUAGAUAUUAUAUACCAUGUCAAUGAAGAAGACAGACUUCACACCUAUAUAGGAGACAUUGCUGUUGACUCUAACUUAUCACACCCUCUCACACAUCAACAACACACUCUCAUUACAUUUACACAACUACAAAGGACAGUCGAGAGUGGUUCUCACUUAUUUAAUGUCACCAACUCAGGAAAACUAUACACUACUCAAACACUGGAUGCUGAGUCUCUGUGUACAUACAACAGGGAAUGUUCCAGAAUAGUUAAAGUAGCAGUGAGGAAAGAAGAAGCAUUUAUGAAAAUUCUCAAAAUAAAAAUAUUAAUAGAAGACAUCAAUGACCAUUCUCCAGAAUUUCCACAAAAUGAAGAAAUCUACAACAUCUCUAUAAGUAAUUCACAUCAAAGACAUUUACCAAUUCUUACUUUAAAAGCUUCAGAUCAAGAUUCUGGAGACAAUGGAAAGAUUUCUUAUCAUUUCAACCAUAAAACAUCUCGAAAUAUCCAGAAAUAUUUUGUUUUAGAUAAGAACACUGGAGAUUUGUUUUUACAUGACAAUUUUCAGUUUACUAAAAUGCAGUCUUAUAAAUUAUUUAUUGAAGCACGAGAUGGAGGAAAUCCACCCUUAAGUUCUUUAACCAAAGUCCAGAUUCACAUUAUUAAUAACCAGAAUACUGCUCCAUUGAUAAAUAUAGAUUUUGUAUCUCCUUUAACAGAGAGUUCAGCAGCAGUUUCUGAAGCAAGUAAAAUUGGUAGUUUUAUAGCUUAUGUUAUGGUCACUGACACUGAUAGUGGACCUAAUGGUGAGGUUAUCUGUGAUUUAAAACAUGAUAAAUUUAAACUUGCCAAAAUAGAUUCUAAAGAAUAUAAAAUGAUUGUUAAGGGCCAUCUUGACAGAGAAAUAAGGGACCACUAUAAAGUAUCUAUUGUGUGUCAUGACAUGGGGUCACCUCAACUAGAAAGUAAAAAAUAUUUCUCUGUCAAAGUAACUGAUGUCAAUGAUGUAGAACCACAUUUUACCAAAGAGACAUUCCAAUUCCUCACCUACGAAAACCAGAAAGUUGACUUCCCUAUUGGCUUCAUCAAUGCUACAGACCCUGAUCUUGGAGAUGGAGGCCAACUUACAUAUUCUAUCAUCAAUGAUAACAACAAUGAUAACAUUCCUUUCCAACUGACCAAAUAUGGAUUCAUUUCUACAUCACAAUCAAUAGAUCGAGAAAUGAAAGAUAUCUAUAAGUUCAACGUUUUAGUGAAAGAUAAUGGAACACCUUCUCUCAAUGACACUGCCAAUAUUGUUAUUGAGAUUCUAGAUAAAAAUGAUAAUGCUCCGUAUUUUACGUUUCCUAAUAAUGACCCUUACAAUCUCGAUGUCCACUACCAUCCACACAGUAAGAAGGACAUCACAAUUCUGAGAGCAUCUGACAAAGACACUGGAAACAAUGCUUUCCUCACAUAUGGAAUACUGAGAUCCAAUGAUAAAAACCUGUUUACAGUGAACUCACACACUGGUGUGUUAUCUUUCUCUCGCACAGUUUACCAAAAUGAUGCAGGAACAUAUGAGCUGCAGUUUAUAGUGAAAGACGGUGGUACUCCAGUUCAAUCAGCAACAACUGCUAUCAUACUAACACUGUUUGUUAGUAAUGAUACAUCUCCAAUGUUGACUGCUGUGCCAUUCCAGUCUGGUCACGACCUGAAUAUGACUUGGGUAAUUAUCAUUGUAGCAGCAGCUGUAAUACUAUCUGUGGCUAUUGUAGUGUCCAUAACACUGUGUGUUUUCAGAUGUAUUAAUCACACGAAUAACUCACCCACAACAGCAGAGAAUCCCAACUUUCUCUCUCAGACUGAGAUGAGACAAUUACUGUAUCAGACUAACAAUCCUGUUGCAAUAACGAGAAAUGCAGAAGAGAUAUUUAACCGAAAUCUUCAGACAAUAAAAUCUAAAAGUCAGUUUUUUCUGGAGAUGGAACAGACACCAGAUGAGUGGAAAUUCUCAACAACACAAAGGAGACUUCCACCUGUGCCUCAGAGAUGUGACUCAAUCCAUAGUCAAGAACGUCGCACCAGUUCCAUUAUGUCUUACAACAGUGACACCUUAACAUCCCAAAAGGACAGAGAAGCUAGCAAGAGUAAUGGCAAGACUAAACCAUAUGAUGAGAUACCUGCAGAACCAGAAUAUACCAAUGACAAUCCAGUGGCAGCCACAAUACUAAAGGGACAACAAAUACAAGAUACCUAUCUACAGCCAACAUAGUAGAUGUUCCAUGACUAUUGUUAAAUGAUUCCCUCUCACACCAAAUCUUAUACAAUACUUUAUAUUCAUAUAAAAAUAUCAACUCUAUGUUUCUUUCAUCCAUCACACACGUAAGGGGCCUUACAGCGGCAUCUCUUAUGACCCCUAAUUUCCAUCUGUGGUAAAUUAAUUGUUACAAACACCCAACUCUACAUUACCAUAGUUAAUUAUUAUAGUUAUUUUCCCGUCAGUUUUAGUAUAGACAUUUCACUAAGCAUAGAUAAAUUAGUCUGAGUCAUCCUCGGAAGUUUAAUUAUGUUGUUUUCAUUUGACACCAAUUCUAAAAUGUACUUUCAUUUGUUUUACCUUUAUUUACAACUUUUCUCUUAGCUUUUUCUCAUUGUAUCAACUCAAGAAGUAAUUUAUCCCUCACAUUGA
Octopus sinensis (East Asian common octopus) is the source of this 2712-nucleotide messenger RNA. Its product is annotated as protocadherin beta-3-like. Lineage: Eukaryota; Metazoa; Mollusca; Cephalopoda; Octopoda; Octopodidae. Gene Ontology annotation, biological process: homophilic cell-cell adhesion. The coding region runs from base 1 to 2295 and encodes 764 amino acids. Gene Ontology annotation, cellular component: plasma membrane. Gene Ontology annotation, molecular function: calcium ion binding. The transcript is spliced from 4 exons. The record is from RefSeq and is a predicted model, not a curated record.